CAAUAACAAAAGUUCAUUUCGCGGUUAUUUGUUGUAGCAUGUUGUGAAUAGUUAUACUAAAUUUUUAUAACAUUUAAUCAAUUAUAAUGGCCGAAAAGUUGGAAGAUCUUAAUCUGCCACUAACAGUAGUUACCAGAAUCGUGAAAGAGGCCUUACCGGAUGGAGUUUCGAUAUCGAAAGAAGCUAGGACUGGUCUCGCGAAGGCGGCAUCCGUUUUCGUCUUAUACGUUACUUCAGCAGCUACAAAUAUCGUUAAAAGCAAUAAACGUAAGGCAUUAACUGGUCAAGAUGUUCUAGAAGCCAUGUCAGAUAUAGAAUUCGAUAGAUUUGUAGAUUCUCUACGAGAUGCAUUAGAAAUAUACAAACAAGCAGUGUCAGCGAAGAAAUUAGCAUCUGGAAAGAAAAAAGAUGAAGGAGAGGACGUGGAAAUGGUUGAAGAUGAAUAAUGUGAUACAAAUAUUUUAUUUAAGUUCUAAUUUUAAUUGACUAAUGGUGAUAAUGUGCUUUUGCCUUUAAGGAACUAGUUAAUAAAUAAUGUUUUCUGUAAUUUUGUUUACUUUCUUUAAUUUUUUAUUACUAAAAAGGAUGAAUAGUCAUAUUGCAGAAUAUUUACUUUGAAUACAACAUAUUUGACAUCUAAAAAAUUUAAGGAUGGAAACAUUUGUAAAAAAACCUACACCUUCACGCAAGCAUGUUGAGUAGGCUUGAAACCUGUAUGGGUGAGGCCUAAAGUGUAUUUACAAGUU
Messenger RNA from Nymphalis io (European peacock), 746 nucleotides. It is a transcript of the gene Chrac-14, whose product is annotated as DNA polymerase epsilon subunit 3. Gene Ontology annotation, molecular function: chromatin DNA binding; protein heterodimerization activity. NCBI's taxonomy places the organism in Eukaryota, Metazoa, Arthropoda, Insecta, Lepidoptera, Nymphalidae. The coding region runs from base 87 to 446 and encodes 119 amino acids. The record is from RefSeq and is a predicted model, not a curated record. Gene Ontology annotation, cellular component: CHRAC; epsilon DNA polymerase complex. The transcript has a single exon. Gene Ontology annotation, biological process: leading strand elongation; heterochromatin formation; DNA damage response.